Molecule: messenger RNA, 1729 nt
Organism: Cucurbita pepo subsp. pepo (vegetable marrow)
Lineage: Eukaryota; Viridiplantae; Streptophyta; Magnoliopsida; Cucurbitales; Cucurbitaceae
Product: zinc finger protein 4-like
Biological process (GO): negative regulation of abscisic acid-activated signaling pathway
Source: RefSeq, a predicted model, not a curated record
UUUCAAGGUUUUUAAAAAUGCGUCUACUAGGGAGAGUUUUCCACACCCUUAUAAAGAAUGUUUUGUUCUCCUCCCAACCGUGGGAUCUCCCAUUAAAUGUGGGGUUUUUUUCUUUUUCCUCCCCUCUCCUUCAGUUUCUUUAUGUUUUCUCCCAAAAAUUUGGAGUUACAUUGGUCAAUAGGUAGUGGCUAUUGACAAUGGAGAGCAUUUUCAGGGUAUAUUGUAAUAGAUAUGGUCUGCUUUUAGCUUAAGAAUAAAUCUACCUUUCCUUACAUAUAGUUUAUUUUAGUUUAAGCUUCUCCUUUUCUCUCUCAAAACUUAGCUUAAGCUACUUGGAACCUUCUUGGGAGUGAUUAAAUAAUAAGCCUCUUCAUCCUUUUAACCAUUUUUGAUAUAAAACCAGAAACUGAGCAGUGGACUCUGUUUCAGGAUCUUUCCUUUAACCAUUUUUCAUACUCAAAACAACACCAAUUGAGCCACAAUCUCUCUAUUCUGUUCUUGUUGUCCACUUCCCAUGAUCUCUUAUUCGCCUUCAAUCUCUGAUCUCUGUUCUCAACUGUUUGUUCAAGAAUCUGCAGUUAGCUAGCUGGGUUUCUUCUGGUUUUUCUUGAUCUUGACAUGGGAGCAGUUGGGGUAGCUCUUUGUAGUUUUGGGCAUGUCUAAAUGUAAAGUAUAGCUUCUGAUUGCUACCAACACAGCACUCAAUUAUGAAACCAUUUCUUGACCUUGAAAAGGAGCCUUCUUUGGCAAAUGAUUCUGACAUAAGUAGCCAAGUUGCUUCCAACAUUUCCCUCCAUGAAAAUUCUGAUGAUAAUAGCCUCAUAACUAACUCCUUUCUUGCUAACCCCGUUGCUGCUCAACCAGGAUUCAAGUCGGUUUCCCUCGACUUGACUCUGAACUUUAACAUCGAAGAUCUCGAAACUCGGGAUUCAACAGGAUUUUCAUUGUCAAGCACAAGUGAGAGUAGCAAUGAACCAACAUGCCACCCCACAGCAGCUGCUGCUAUCCCAAGAGUGUUUUCUUGCAACUUCUGUCAGCGCAAGUUCUUUAGUUCACAAGCUCUUGGCGGCCACCAGAACGCGCAUAAGCGCGAGCGAACCUUGGCGAAACGGGCAAUGCGUAUGGGAAUUCUAGCAGAAAGAUAUGCAAAUCUAGCAUCUCUACCAUUGAAGGGAUCAUCAUUCAGGUCCUUGGGGAUCAAAGCACACUCUUCACUACUCCACGGAUUUACUGCACCAAUGAAGCCUACUGAUAUCGGGAGCAGUGCUCGAUUUGAACCAGGUCAUAUAGGCAUGCCGAUUUUCUUGGACGAUGAUGAGGCGGAGGUUAUGUGGCCAGGUAGUUUUCGUCCAACGGUAGAAACUAGAAACACUCAUGAACUAACUCAACCAAGUUUCAUACUAACUGGUAUUUCAAGAAUAAGCUCAAUGGAUAAAGUGUCGUCGGAGGACGUAGAAGACUUGACGCCCGAUCUCACACUCAAACUCUAAGAGGCUUCUUUGAUGAGGGAUUCAUCAUCCUAUUUCUGCAUUGUUCUCUGUGUAUAGUGAGUGACAUAUGGACUUUGCUCCAACUUAGCUUUUCCUUUUGAAGUAAACUACUUGUUAUUAGUGUUUGCUGUGGGUUUGAUAUCAGUAAUUUUCCUUGUUUAAGAGCUCCUUUAGAAGCAUUUUGGUGCCUUCUAUUCCUUUUUCUGCCAUAAGCAUGAGGCUCUCUUAUGUUUAAGUAA